Gopherus flavomarginatus (Mexican gopher tortoise) is the source of this 5293-nucleotide messenger RNA. It is a transcript of the gene ANKRD34A, whose product is annotated as ankyrin repeat domain 34A. Lineage: Eukaryota; Metazoa; Chordata; Testudines; Testudinidae. Bases 514 to 2103 code for a protein of 529 amino acids. The record is from RefSeq and is a predicted model, not a curated record. Gene Ontology annotation, molecular function: protein binding. The transcript has 2 exons.
GCUACUUCUGGUCUAUGGGAAGGCAGCUUAAAAAUAGCAGCCUGGCUCUGUCUCUGCAAAGAGCCGGGCAGGCUGUGACAAUAAGUGGAAAACACCGGCGCUCAGGCACCUAACCGCAGGGCUGCAACUGGCGUGGGGAGGGAGGAGAGGCGUGCAAGAGAGGGAAAUGCUGCUAAAAAAAUUGCAGAGAAGGGCUUUGAUGGACUGAAUUAUUCGGUUUCACUGUGUCUAUCCCCCGUCUCAAGCUGAAUGGGGUCAAUUUCCUUUAAACACCCGCACGCACCCAGUGCACAAAAGAAGAGCAAAGGUCUCAAGCCAUGAAAACUCUGCAGGCUUCUGCUCCGCUUUCCCAGGGGUGAGGAGGAAGCAUAUGGCCCAGAAGAGCCGGUGGCAGGUGACGGGAGAGGGUCCAACCGCGGCAGGGAGGUGCUCUGCCUGUGCAAUGCCCCGACCCGCUGCCCACAGCCCCGGCUUGCCCUCACGAGACCGCCUGGCCCCAGGCCCCGCCUGGCAAUGAACGACCCAGCCGCCAUGCUGCACGCAGAGGGGAAUGCCCUGCUGAAGGCCGUGUGGCAGGGCAAGUUCCGCCUCACUCGCCUCUUGUUGGAAGGCGGGGCCUACAUCAACGAGGGCAAUGCGCAGGGCGAGACGCCGCUGAUCGCUGCCUGCCUGGCCCACUACGACGACCCGCACAACAAGCCCCGCAUGGUGCGCUACCUGCUGGAGAAUGGCGCCGACCCCAACAUCCCCGACAAGAUGGGUAAGACGGCCCUGAUGCACGCCUGCGCCGACCGGGCUGGGCCCUCGGUGGCUUCGGUCCUGCUGGAGCACGGGGCCGACCCCAGUGCCAGGGACUACGCGGGGGCAUCAGCCCUGGUGUACGCCAUCAACCGGGGCGACCGGGAGACCUUGCAGGUGCUGCUGGACGCCUGCAAGGCCAAGGGAAAGGAGGUGAUCAUCAUCACCACCGACACGUCCCCCUCGGGCACCAAGAAGACCAAGCAGUACUUGAACUCACCUCCCUCCCCAGGCCUAGAGGAGAAGUCGCCUGCCCUGUGCAUGUCACCCUCUGACAUCGAAGUCAAGACCACCCAGUCACCCGGGGCCAGCGAGAAGGAGGAGGCGAGGGACGUCUUCAACUUCACCAUGGCCACCCGUCUGACCUGCCCCCCGCCGCCUCUUCCUAAGGGGCUGGAGGCCGAGGCUUCCGCGGAGCAGCCGCCGGCAGCCACGCUGCCCAAGGGCCGGCCCAGGCAACUCAAGAGACUCAACUCGGAGCCAUGGGGGCUGGUGGCGCCCUCCGCCUUGGCCGCCUCCCAUCCAGAGAAGGCCCGGACGCCGGAGGAGAGGAUCACGGCUGAGAUGAACGGCUUGAGCAUCACCAAGAGGUCCGUGCUGUCACGAAGGCACAGCAUCGAGGGCCAGGAGCCCCCCGGUUUCAAGAUGUUUGCCCCCCACGGCUCUGGGGAAGAGGCCCCAGGUCUGGAGGCAUCCUGGGCCGAGAAGGUUCAUUUCGGCCACCUCCACCAGCCUCUGUCACGGCGCAACACAGCCCCCGAGGCCCAGGAGAGCGGGGGUGGCCCAGCGCCCGGUCUGCGGGGCGUGGCCCACCAUAAGCUGGCCCGCAUGGAGCACUGCGAGUCGGACGCGCACCUCUGCCCGGACUCCAUCCCCGGCUCCCCGGAUUCAGGCCGCAUCUCCCUGGAGAGAAGGAAAUACAAUGCCUCCCCCCUGACCCUGCCAGCCAGCUCCUCCCGGGAGUCCCUAGAAAGCAUCCCCAGCGCCGUGUCCCCCAUGACAGGGCGGCGUCGCUCCCCGGGGCUGCUGGAGAGGAGAGGAUCGGGGACCUUCCUCCUGGAUCACAUUGCCCACACCCGGCCUGGCUUCCUGCCCCCACUCAACAUCAACCCCCACCCUCCCAUCCCUGACAUCCGGGCCAACGGCCGGCCCCCCUCGCCCGUGCACAGGGGGCUCGUCCCCAUGGCCCCCAGCUCCCCCAAGGCAAAGAAGAAGCUGUUCAGAAGGCAUUCUAUGCAGACGGAACAGAUCAAACAGCUGGUCAAUUUCCAGAACCUGGUGGCCCAGGGCGACCCAGCCACUUAAAGGGACAGAAGCCUCAACAAGGGAAAGGAAAAGAGGCCUAGAUUUAUUCUAUCCCCAUCCCAUUUGUUGCUCCUGGAGUGGGGAGGAGCUGGAGACACCCCCCAUCCCAUCUCUCCCACCCCAUUCUGGGUGCCGAGCCCAUUGUGUCUGGGUUGCUGUGUAUCCUCUGCCUUGCUGUGUAUCUAUCCUAGCGACGGGCCGCGCCCAGGUCCAGGGAAUCUGACCAGAACAGGAGCAUUCCAGUGGGCCAGGAUCCCCACGCGACCAACUUCUGGAUGGCACUGGGUCCCUUCGGUGGAGGCCUGGAUGUUGCGGUCUGGCAGCGGAACGCCCUGAAGCAUUACCGCCCGUGACUGUGCCACAUGGCCACAGAGCGCUGGGAAACCUGGCCUAUGCUGGGGGUGGGACGGUGACAGCUUCUAACGGCUGCUCCCAUGUGCCAGUCAGGAAACCAGAGGGGAGGCGCGUGGGUCCCGUCCCUCCAGUCCUGCCAGGCACGGCCUGGAGAUGCAGAGGAGGGGAAGGAAAAAGGGAAUGAAAGGGUCGAUUUGGGUUCAAGAUCAGGAACGUGGCCAGCCGGAGCAUCUUCCAAUUUCCGGCAGCGGUUUGUGCCUGAUCCAGGUUCAAAGCCGAAGGCAGCCCUGCUCGGUUUGCGUGGCUCUCCGACCUGGAAGGCAGCGGCGGCGAUCCUAAAGACAGGCACACACACCCCGCCCCCGGUGGCCUUGCACCCCACCUGCUGCUCCCUGCAAUAUCCUAUUGAUUAGUGUGAAUGCCGUCGGGACUCCUGGGUUCGCGCCCCACCUCUGAGGGGGCAGCGUUGUCUGGCAGGAGCAGUAAAAGGAGACCUGGGGCUACGUUUGCAAAAAGGCUAGUGAUUUGGAAUGCCCACUGGAAACCAGGCCCCUUCGAGGCGUCUCAGAUGGGAGCACUUAAAAACAGACACACUUUAGGCACGGGGCUCUGUUCCCAGCUCCAGGAGGGGGAGUGUUGUCUAGUGGUCAGAGGACUGGGCGCUAACGACUCUCGGGUUCUCUGCCUGUCUCUGCCACUGAUUCACUGGGUAACUGUGGACUAGUGACGCUCCCUCCCCGUGCCUCAGUCUCCCCCACCUGGCAAACGGAGGGAAUGAUACCGACCUGUGUCUGUAAAGCACUUGGAGAUCAGACGUGCUCUAGAAAUGCUACGUCCUAUUUGUUAUUUAUUUAGCAUUCGGUCUCUGGCAGAGCCGCACCCCUAGACAAAGCAAUAUGACUGGGGACGCACAAGAAGUUACCCCCAAACAUUAGUGGGAGGGCUGGAAUAAACCCUCUAGGCACAAGGUGCAGGAUUGAGCAGAGCAUCACUGAUGCAGCAGGGAAACCAUUUCAGGGGGGAGUGAGGGCACUGAGUGUAAAUAGGCAUAGACACCCAUUGCCAACCCUACAGUGCAGACCCAGUGCACUGGCGUGGGUUACCCUGCUUUUCCACCAGGGGAAGCUGUGGAAUUGUGCAUUGUCAUUGUGCAUUGCACAACUGCAGUGGUGCAAACAAACCCCAAGUCCUCAAAGGUCUUUAGGUGCCUGACUCCCAGCGGGAAGAUCUGGCCCCUAGUUACCAAGCUAUGAAUCUGCAGAGUGCUCAGGUUUCCUUGCACUUCCCUGAGUGAUGCUGCAAAGUCCAAGUUAACUAAGGGAGUUAACAUUUGCACAGGUCUCCCUAUAAGCACAAGGAGACUGUAAUCAGGGCCCCAUGUAUCUGCUACUCUGCAGAACCCACUCCCUGGCUGUGCUUCCUUUUCUGUUCGCAGAAAUACGCUUGUAGCCCUGAUUGACAUGUAUCUGGUGCCAUGUGGCCUGACCUAGUCUUUAGACAGCCUACAAUGAUCAUUCUAGAUGUGAACCCCUUGAUGCCAAAUGGGUGUUGACUCUGAAACCUACUGACUACCAAACAGACAACAACAUUGUUAACUAUUCCACUGCUGAUUUUAGCAGAAAUGUUGCAUUGUAUUGUGCUUUUCUCACAACUCCCAAUUAAAUCCCCAGAUGCCAAAAGUCCCCAACUGCCACCCCACCCCCUCUCCCGAUUGCUCCUGCUUAGCACUUAUGCCUUUUUUGUUACAAAAUUCUGCAGCACAUUGAAAAUGAAGGGCCAUAUUCUUGGCUAGUGUAAAUUGAUGCCUCUUUUGACUGACAUCAGCUGAGAAUUUGAGCUUAAAAUGGCAGGGGCAGCAUCUGAUUAAAUUGGCCAGAGGAUUAGCUAGCACACUUUAUCCCAUGCUGAUUGUGUUAGCCACUGCUCUGUUUAGUUUCAUAGAAACCUUAUUAUUUCAGUGUAUCUGAUGCUGUUUGGGAUUUCCAGUUUUCUGCAUGAUUUGGGGCCUUUUGCGGCAGGAUUUGGGGGCUAGUUUGCUGCAGAUACAUGGGGCCUUCCUCAACUAGGGCAAAUGCCCUCUCUGGCUGUGUAUGUCAGAGAACAUACAGCAUGAUGUGAGUAUGGUUUCAGAUCUGUAUCUGGGACACUUGUAGGGUUGGAUCUGGGGUUUUCAGUCAGCAGGUUAGAAGCUGGGAGUUCAACUGUGAAAUUUGGAACCAAUUCACGUUGCGAUUUCAGAGGUUAUCAAAACUGCUUUGAGCACAUCUGUCUCCAGUAUAUGUGUGGCUAUAAGCCACUGGUGAGUGUCCAUUACAGGCCCCAUCUGUGUCUGAUUCACAGAGGACCUUUCUGCUACAGCCCCAGCUAAGGACUAAUGCUGGGUGGGACUUAUUCCAGAAAACGAUUUGCCAUCAGAAAGCGCCGAUUCAUCAAAACCGAAAUGUCCCAUGGGAAUGUGUCAAUUCUGCUGAAUUUUUCAGUUAGAAAAAAUGGAGAUGAAAACGUUUUGAAAAUGUCAAAAUGUCCCUUUUCGUCAGCCUCGGAACGAAACGUUUCCGUUUCUCAGCUCAGAAUGAUGUUUUCCUUUGGCAGCGUAGCUUAUUUGCUAGCUUUAACGUUUAAAAGGUCAAAAUUGAAAUGAAAUGUUUCAGAUUUACCCAAACAAAAUAUUAGCGAAAAAGAUUUUUGGGAACUGGGUUUGCAAAAAAAAAAAAAAAUGUUGAGAUUUGGAAUUUGGUUUCAAUUUGGGAUGAGAAAAUUUUUGAAAUCGCAAGUUUUGUCUGAGGAUGGGAAAUCCCCAGCAGCUGUAGCUCCCUCUCCUCCCCCUCCCCCCCCC